Apiotrichum porosum is the source of this 1512-nucleotide messenger RNA. RefSeq lists its product as uncharacterized. The transcript has 2 exons. Gene Ontology annotation, molecular function: carotenoid dioxygenase activity. The record is from RefSeq and is a predicted model, not a curated record. Gene Ontology annotation, biological process: carotene catabolic process. The coding region runs from base 1 to 1512 and encodes 503 amino acids. NCBI's taxonomy places the organism in Eukaryota, Fungi, Basidiomycota, Tremellomycetes, Trichosporonales, Trichosporonaceae.
AUGUCCCUCCUCCACAACCGUUUCGGGCUCAAGCCCAAUCCAAGCCAGGCUUUCCCAAAGCUCCCCCAGUUCAGCGCGUUUAUGAAGCCAUGUCGCUUUGAAGGCGAGGUGCGCGACCUCGAGGUCGAAGGCACGAUCCCUCCCGAGAUCCAUGGCACGUUCUUCCGCGUCAUGCCUGACCCGGCGUACCCACCGUACGUUGACGAUGACGGGUGGUUCAACGGCGACGGCGCGGUCUCAGCGUUCGAGAUCAAGGACGGCCGUGUGCAGUUCAAGCAGCGCUACGUCCGGACUGAGAAGUUUGUGGCAGAGCGCAAAGCCCACAAGAUGCUCACUGGCAAGUACCGCAACAAGUACACCGACCUCGUCGAGCUCCAAGUGCGCACGACGGCCAACACCAACAUCUUCCCUUACAAGGAUUUCCUAUUGGCGAUCAAGGAGGACGCGCACCCGUACGCGAUGGACGCAAAGACGCUGGAGACGAUUGGGCUGUACGACUUUGAAGGCCAGCUGCCCUCAACGACGUUCACGGCGCAUCCCAAGGUGGAUGCCAAGACUGGCGAGAUGCUGUGCUUUGGCUACGAAGCCAAGGGUGACGGUACCCCGGACGUGUGCUAUUACACCAUCGACUCGGAGGGCAAGUUUACCCAGUCAGUGUGGAUGACUGCACCGGUGGUCGGCCUCAUGCACGACUUUGCGUUCACCGACAACUAUGUCAUCUUCCCCAUCAUCCCCCAGCUGUGCGAUAUCGAACGACUCAAGGAGGGUGGAAGCCACUGGGAGUGGGACGGCAACUGCCCCCUAUACAUUGGUGUGCUGCCUCGCUACGGCGCCAAGGGGACGGACGUCAAGUGGUUCGAGUACAAGACCUCUUUCCCUGGCCACACGGCGAACGCUUACGAGGACGACAGCGGCAACAUCCUGCUGGACAUGCCCCUGUCCAUGUCAAACGUCUUCUUCUGGUGGCCAGACGCGCAAGGUGUCUCGCCCGACCCGCGCACCAUCAAGUCUGACCUCGUGCGGUUCACCAUCAACCCAGCGGCCGAGGACCUGCAGUUGGCCCAGCCCGAAGUUCUGAUUGACCACGACGUCGAGUUUCCCCGUAUCGACGAUCGCUGGGGAGGCAAGAAACACCGUCACUGCUUCUUUGACCACAUGGACCCCUCCCUCGGCACAGACUUUGCCGCCAUCGGUCCAGCCAUGGGCGGCGGGUACCCGCCCUACAACUCGCUCGGCCACCUCGACCUCGAGACCCGCAAGCUGGACGUCUACUUUCCCGGAUCCACACACAUGUGCCAGGAGCCCGUCUUCAUCCCCACCACCGACAAGGAAGGCGAGGGAUACCUGCUUGCUCUUGUCAACAACUACCGUACCAUGAUGAGCGAGCUUCACCUGGUCUCCACCGCCGACUUUUCCAAGCCCGCGGCGGUCAUCAACCUUCCCAUGCGCCUUCGUGCCGGCUUGCACGGCAACUGGGUUGAUGGGCAGGACCUGCAGCUGGAUUUUGACUAG